This is a messenger RNA of Hippopotamus amphibius kiboko, 8414 nucleotides long. It is a transcript of the gene CLOCK, whose product is annotated as clock circadian regulator. Gene Ontology annotation, molecular function: E-box binding; protein dimerization activity; DNA-binding transcription factor activity, RNA polymerase II-specific. Lineage: Eukaryota; Metazoa; Chordata; Mammalia; Artiodactyla; Hippopotamidae. Gene Ontology annotation, biological process: circadian regulation of gene expression; regulation of transcription by RNA polymerase II. The coding region runs from base 787 to 3327 and encodes 846 amino acids. The transcript is spliced from 25 exons. Gene Ontology annotation, cellular component: nucleus; cytoplasm; CLOCK-BMAL transcription complex. The record is from RefSeq and is a predicted model, not a curated record.
UCCGGGGAGAUCUGCACGCCCGGCGGGCGGCUGAGGACGGCGCAAACGCGCGGCCCAAGUAAGCGCGAGUCUCCUCCGGCGCCCGGGAUCCCCUCUGCAGCUCCGCGCUGACUAACGGGGCAAGUCGCAUGCGCACCGAGACGCGCCGGGGAAAGGGAGAGUGAGGGGCGGGGCAAACGCAGAGCACCGGCCGUCGGAGCCCGCGGGGGUCACCGACGACGCAUGCGCCGAGAAGGAGCGCAAUCACAGACUGGGCUUGCGGCUACCGGUGUAAAAAAGGAAACCCCCGAGACCGAGAGCGCGAAGGAAAUCUGGCCGCCGACGCGUGCGCGCUCCCGUGAAAGAAAACCCUAAGAAGUAAAGAAACUUUUACAGUAAUUGUUGAUUUGGCUAUUACGCUGAUCCCCCGAAUCAAAAAAAGGCUGCUGAAACUUAGAAGCUGAUUUUAUCACAGUGUAAGAUGCCUUUGGAAAAUUCUGCAUUCCUCUUAGAUGAAUCUUUACAACUUGUGCAUAAAUACCGAGUGUCAUUUUGAUGAAAUUUUGUGAAGUCAACACUCGUUUAACCAAUACCAAGAUCAAGAUAUAGAACAUUUUCAUCAAUCCAGGAGCCUCCUUCAUGCCCCCUGACAGUCAUCACACACUCCCAAAGAAUUCUGAAACUGAUGGUCAGCCAUACAGAAGAAUACAUUGAACUUCAAGUUUUCUGAAGAAUCAGUUCAAAAGAUCCUCAAAAUACAGAAGGAGAAGUACAAAUGUCUACCACAAGACGAAAACGUAAUAUGUUAUGUUGUUUACCGUAAGCUGUAGUAAAAUGAGCUCACUUGUUGACAGAGAUGAUGGUAGUAUUUUCGAUGGGUUGGUUGAAGAAGAUGACAAGGACAAAGCAAAAAGAGUAUCCAGAAACAAAUCUGAAAAGAAACGUAGAGAUCAAUUUAAUGUUCUCAUUAAAGAGCUGGGAUCCAUGCUUCCUGGUAAUGCUAGAAAGAUGGACAAAUCUACUGUUCUACAGAAGAGCAUUGAUUUUUUACGAAAACAUAAAGAAAUCACUGCACAGUCAGAUGCUAGUGAAAUUCGACAGGACUGGAAACCUACAUUCCUUAGUAAUGAAGAGUUUACACAGUUAAUGCUAGAGGCUCUUGAUGGUUUUUUUUUAGCAAUCAUGACAGAUGGAAGCAUAAUAUAUGUGUCUGAGAGUGUAACUUCAUUACUUGAACAUUUACCAUCAGAUCUUGUGGAUCAAAGUAUAUUUAAUUUUAUCCCAGAGGGGGAACAUUCAGAAAUUUAUAAAAUACUCUCUACGCAUCUGCUGGAAAGUGAUUCAUUAACCCCUGAAUAUUUAAAAUCAAAAAAUCAGUUAGAGUUUUGUUGUCAUAUGCUUCGAGGAACAAUAGACCCAAAGGAGCCAUCUACUUAUGAAUAUGUGAAAUUUAUAGGAAAUUUCAAAUCUUUAAACAGUGUAUCCACUUCAGCACACAAUGGUUUUGAAGGAACAAUACAACGCACACACAGGCCUUCUUAUGAAGAUAGAGUUUGUUUUGUAGCUACUGUCAGAUUAGCUACACCUCAGUUCAUCAAGGAAAUGUGUACUGUUGAAGAACCUAAUGAAGAGUUUACAUCUAGACAUAGUUUAGAAUGGAAGUUUCUAUUUCUGGAUCAUAGGGCACCACCCAUAAUAGGAUAUUUGCCAUUUGAAGUUCUGGGAACAUCAGGCUAUGAUUACUAUCAUGUGGAUGACCUAGAAAAUUUGGCAAAAUGUCACGAGCACUUAAUGCAGUACGGAAAAGGCAAAUCAUGUUACUAUAGGUUCCUGACCAAAGGACAACAGUGGAUUUGGCUUCAGACUCAUUAUUAUAUCACUUAUCAUCAGUGGAAUUCAAGGCCAGAGUUUAUUGUUUGUACUCACACUGUAGUAAGUUAUGCGGAAGUUAGGGCUGAAAGACGACGAGAACUUGGCAUUGAAGAGUCUUUUCCGGAGACAGCUGCUGACAAAAGCCAAGAUUCUGGGUCUGAUAACCGUAUAAAUACAGUCAGUCUCAAGGAAGCAUUGGAAAGGUUUGAUCACAGCCCAACCCCUUCUGCUUCCUCCCGGAGUUCAAGAAAAUCAUCUCAUACUGCAGUCUCAGACCCUUCCUCUACACCAACAAAGAUCCCAACGGAUACUAGCACUCCUCCCAGACAGCAUAUACCAGCUCAUGAAAAGAUGGCACAAAGGAGGUCAUCAUUUAGCAGUCAGUCCAUAAAUUCCCAGUCUGUUGGUCAGUCAUUAACACAGCCAGUGAUGUCUCAAGCUGCAAAUUUACCAGUUCCACAAGGCAUGUCCCAGUUUCAGUUCUCAGCUCAGUUAGGAGCCAUGCAGCAUCUGAAAGACCAGUUGGAGCAGCGGACUCGGAUGAUAGAAGCAAAUAUUCAUCGUCAACAAGAAGAACUAAGAAAAAUUCAAGAACAGCUUCAAAUGGUCCAUGGUCAAGGGCUGCAGAUGUUUUUACAACAGUCAGCCCCUGGAUUGAAUUUUGGUUCUGUUCAGCUUUCUUCUGGAAAUUCAUCUAAUAUUCAGCAGCUUGCACCUAUAAAUGUGCAAAGCCAGGUUGUUCAGACUAACCAGCUUCAAAGUGGAAUGAAUACUGGACACAUCAGCACAACUCAGCAUAUGAUACAACAGCAGACUUUACAAAGUACAUCAAGUCAGCAGAAUCAACAGAAUUUGCUAGGCGGGCACAGUCAACAAACAUCUCUUCCCGGUCAGACACAGAGCACUCUUUCAGCCCCACUGUAUAACACUAUGGUGAUUUCUCAGCCGACGGCCGGAAGCAUGGUCCAGAUUCCAUCUAGUUUGCCACAAAACAGCUCUCAGAGUGCUGCAGUAACUACAUUCACUCAGGACAGACAGAUAAGAUUUUCUCAAGGUCAGCAACUUGUGACCAAAUUAGUAACUGCUCCUGUAGCCUGUGGGGCGGUCAUGGUACCGAGCGCUAUGCUUAUGGGUCAGGUGGUGACUGCCUACCCUACCUUUGCUCCACAACAACCGCAGUCCCAGACACUGUCAGUCACGCAGCAGCAGCAGCAGAGUUCCCAGGAACAGCAGCUCCCUUCAGUUCAGCAACCAUCUCAGGCUCAGCUGACUCAACCACCGCAGCAAUUUUUACAGACUUCUAGGUUGCUCCAUGGGAACCCUUCAACUCAGCUUAUCCUCUCUGCUGCAUUUCCACUACAGCAGAGCACUUUCCCUCAGUCACAUCACCAGCAACACCAGUCUCAGCAACAGCAGCAGCUGAGUCGGCACAGGACUGACAAUUUGACGGAUCCUUCCAAGGUUCAACCACAGUAGCACACGUGCUUCCUCUCUGCCUUCAAGGGAGGAAGGGGGUGGCCCAUAAAGAGUUGAUCAGAUGAUCUGAGGAUAGGAUGAAAAGUUGCAGUGGUUUCAUGAGAUGCAGUAUUGAGUGUUCUAGUUCCUGGAAUUAGUUAGCAGGGAAAAUGCUGCCUAGUGCUGCAGAUGUACAUUAAAUACCAGCCAGCAGGAGAUGAUCAUAGGGUCAUAGCCAAUUCUGACAGUGUUUUACUUGCCCAGAUAUUUUUUUGAUGGAAAAAGAGUAUAUUGCCAAAUGUUAAGAAGCUCAGCUAUGAAACAUGACCUCCAGUGAAUCAGAAAGGCACUAACAAUGUUAGUAACUUUGAGUGGUUCUGUGCCUGUUUCCGAGUGUUACAGAGGAUACACCACUGCCAUGUCAGGGGUUUGCUUACAAUGAUGCCAUGAAGACAGUCCAGUAGAUUCAGUAGGCCCCCUUCCCCAACCCCUCUCCCUUUUUGGAUAAUGAUGGAAUAGUAAUUAAUUUCAGAAUGUUGUGUGGGUUUAAAUUCUCUAUGUACAGAUGCUGUAAAAAUAAUAUUAUGUAUAUGUCUGGAUAAGAGAAAGCAAAACAUUUUGUAUGCUGCAUGAAAGCAUUAUCUCCUCCUUUAGGUAUGAGUACAUUUCCUUAGAUUCUGACGCCAUGUGCAAACUAAUGCAUCCUCUUUGCCCUUUUGUUUACAAUAUGGUAGUAUUCUACUCUUCCGGGGCACAAGUGGUUUUUUUGUUCAUACUUUGACUGUGAUGUCACAGUUUGUUCGGUGAGGUAUGAUGUGCUGCUGGGAAUGGAUUUUUUUUUUCAGGUUAAAUUAUUUGAAACAGGAUUUUCAAGUUACACAGAAAUAUCCCUCAUUUCAUUAUUUUUCAAUUAUGUUUGAAAAUAGGAUUUGCACUGCUUUAUUUUAAGAUGGUUGGGAGUUUUGAUCACAUAUUUUGAUCUAGUUCGUAGUUGGAAAUAGUUGUGUAAACAGUUUUUAACAAGCCUGAAAGUGAUUUCAAGAAUGUUUCAGUUAUAGGAGUGAAUUUGCACACAGAAUAUUUUAGGCACUUUUUAACAUUCUCACUGGUGGGAAUUUUAACUUUUAGGAUUUGUUGGAAUCUUUUUAUUAUCCUCCACAAUUUCAAUGCUUCUUUUAGUCAGAAAUGAUUCAGGGUUAUUUGAGGAAAAAAAAAAAACCCAUAGUGCCUUGAUUUUGAUUCAGGUGAUAACUCACCAUCUUGAACUCGUUGUCUGGUUUCAGUAGCAGUUUUGAAAUCUUGGUACAUUUUUAAAAGCAUGUGGGUAUCAGUUGCCAUUAAAUUCCCAAUGAAGACUACUUUGAGUCUCUUGGUUUAGAGGUACAAAUAAUUUGUAAAUAAAAGAUGACAUCCUGAUGAUACUAUCAGAGUUACUAAUGUGAUCACAGUUGUUUUCCUAAAUCAGUAUUUUCCUUAAAGCUAUGUAGUCAUUUAGGAAUUACCAGUAUUUACUCAGUGUCAUCUUAAAAUCCUGUAAAGAAAAAAGAAGGGGUAGCAAUUGACUUUGCCUUCACUACAGCAUUGGAAUAUUAUAGCUCACAUGCUUCAUAAACAUGAACUAAGAUUUCAUUUGGUAAUAUCAUAUUCUAAAGGCAGUAAGUUCCAACCAGAAUUACAUACAUUUAAAAAAAAGCAUUUUAUAGAUUUCAUGGUACUAAUAAUUAAAUUUAUAACUAUAGAACAAAGGAAAAUUAAUGGGAAAAUAUCUUAUUAGAAUAUCAAAAAUUAUUACUGAGGAAAGGGAAGACAGCAAGCUGUAAUAAAUCAAAAAUGACCUUAAAAUGUAUAACAGAAUUGAGAUUGUUAAACAGAAAAGAUUUCAGCAAUGAAAAUAAUCUAAUACAGAACUGCUAGAUAAAGAAGUCAGGAGAACUCUCAGUUGGUUCUUAAGACUUUUCUUUUCUCAGCUUUGCUAUCAUCCUUAAGGGAUAUACUUUGUCUUUCUGUAGAAAACCAUACCUGGCCACACAUUAAUUAGAAAAUUAAUGUUGAAAACAACCAAAGAAAGUUGGUACCUACCCUUCUACAAAAGAAGUGUUACUAGAUGCCAAUCAGUAAUUAACAUAUCAAGGAGCUCCUCUUCUAGCUAAAUGAUCAUCCAGAAGAGAUUUCUGACUUCUUCAUGAAUGUCAAGAAUAGAUGUCAGAAUAUCUGUGUUCUUGAGCAUGUGUACAUGUGGACAACAUUGAUGUUGUCGAGUAUGGCAACAGUGUUUUCUUCCCCUUUCAAAUUGCCUUUCUUAACCUUAUCAUGCCAUUCCAUAUUUAUAUCUGAGUUGUGCCUCAUUUAUUUAUUGGCAAUAUGUAGUGAUAUGGAUUUAGCAAACAAAAAAUAUGACAAACUAUUAUAUUAAGGUUUAUCCUCUAAGUUCCAUAUGUAAAAAGAAAGGUGGUGAACUGUGAGUACUGUGUACUCAGGUUAACACAAGCAAAGCAUAAGACAAGCCACAAGCUAAAUCUGUAGACUGUUUAUUUACAUUCUCCUCCACCAGUCCCUUCAAGUAUUUUUCCAUCCUCACAAAUAUUUGGGAAAGAAAAUUAGACAAGAUUUUGCUUUAUAAUUCCUUUUGUUCCUCACAGCUCAUUUUUUUCCUGCUAAGAAUUGAUUGCUGCAUUUAAAGGAGCAGCUGGCUGCUUUUCUUUUGCUGUCAGAAUGAAGGUUGUAUCAGAAGAGCUAGUUAACUGGCUUUUAGCUCCUUCUUUUCCUUUGUUUUCCUGCUGCUUCCCUGGAACUUGGACUGCAAAGCAGCCCCUGCCCCCUCCUCCCUGAAUUGAGACUUGAGCAUCCUGAUGAAGAUUCAGCAGUUGCCUGUUCUUCAUUCAUUUUUGUAGCCAAAGUUGUUAAUUAAAAUCCAAACCUAAGUCAUGAAAAAAUACCAAAUAGGAACACCUUUCAGCUACUUAAAAAUCUUAUCUUCCCUCUGCUUUACUCUGAUAGAUAUUCAGUUUUUCUUAAAAAAACUUUAUUCUGGGUGACAGUCGUUAGGUGUUACCUUCGUUGGACUUCUGUGGCACUGGGUGAGUCACGCUAUUGUGUUAACACCUACCAGUGAGGAUUGUAAGAAUUAAUAAAGGUUGCUGCCGAGAGUGGUCUCAAACCAGAACCAAGACAUUUAAAAGUACUUUGUUUUUCGAGUGAAAACAGGCAGAAAAGCAAAUACGGGGCAUGGUGGGGGUAGCGUGUAAGUAAAUACUACAGUUCAGUCUCCCAACUCUGUCCCAAGUGGAGGGGGGAACCGGAGUCCUGUGCUCUGCUCUGUCACUAAAAUCUGGUUUAGGAAUGUACUAGUAAUAAAAGGAUGCCAGUGACUUUGACUAGUUUGUUAUAGAAUACUCAAAGCAGAUUAGUGAAAGUGUUGUUGGAUUUCCUCAGAAGCGCUCGGGUUGUUGGUCAUUGCCUUAAAGCAGUCUGCUUGCAGUUAGUUAAGGGCACUGUGUGUUGAAGGGAGAUGAACCCUUGUUCAAGAAGCCUUAGGAAGGGGCCCCUUAAAAUAGUAACUCUAUUUGCCUGCUCUACACAGACGGGUGAAAAUUAUUUUUAAACUGGAUAUUACUCGACGUGUUUUAAAAUGUUUCCACUACAUUGAGGUAAACUAUUUUUUUUUUUUAAAGUGGACUGCAAAUAGCAUUUUGCUCUGGUAUUGCUCAUUUCUACUUUUUUUUCUUUUUCUGUAUUUCUCUGGUGAUUGAACGUUUGUUGACAAACAUUUGUGUAAAACUCAUUCAAGUCUAUAACCUUUCCAAUAUCUGUGACCCUGUUCUUAGUCCCUCGGGAGUCAGUGUUGGAAGGUUUAAACACUGGAUAUUAUUAUUGCUGAGUGAGUCUAGCCAGGAAUAAGCUGAUGGAAUUUUUAAACGGAGGAAAAGAAACAGCACAAAGGCACUUGCCAUUUUAUAGCGAUUGGAGAAAAAGAGUCUUUUGUUUGGGGGGGGUGAGCAUUCUUCUAAAAGGAGCUUCUGAAGUAAUUGCAAAGGAAAAGAGUUGACUAUUUUUAUAGCAUAUUUAAUAUAUUUGUAUAUAACUAUGAAUAUAAUAGGAACCCUUCACAUGCCUCCCCACUUUUCUAAUUUACUUCCCCUUUUGCCAUAGCCCUAGCAUAGCCUCAUCUGCAUGGGUAAUGUGCCUAUUGUCAGCCUACCAAGAGAUAGUGCUGCUGCUUUCUGAGACAGGUGAGAAGACCCAACUCUCAUGCCUGGGGAUCCUUUAUAUAGGAAUAGCACACACUUCGCAGACAACACACCACAGUCUAAAAGCAUCAUUUUAAAAGGUAACAAGCACUUUAUUGCAAUUAUUCAUUUUGAUAAAGUUUAUUAUCUUAGAUAUUACCAUUUCUAAAGGAUCCCCAAAUCAUCACUUAGGUGAAAUUUUUAAGUGACACAUUUCUGAGAAAUGUUUAGAUCCAGUGAACCAUAGUAGGUUUAUGGGAGUGAUUUCAAGGUAGCCAAAUGAACUUUGGCUUUUGUUUCGAAUGUGGUGGGAGUCAAGAGAUUGUAGAUGCCUAGUUCCAUUUAGACACUAUUGUAAACCUAUCUUGCCUAUUGUAUGGACACCAAAAGAGACCAAUGAGCCUGUUUAUUUUCAGAGGUCUAGGAAAAUUGCAUCAGUGUGAAUAGAUGUAUAGAACUAACCUAGAAGUGAUUGGUAGUCAUAUUUUAGAAUACAAUAAUUUCAAGAAUUAUUCUGAGUGUUUUAAAUGUGUUCUGAAAUGUUGGCAUGUCAUUUCAGUGUUUCCAUGUGAAUUGCUCUUGUAAUAGUUUUGCACAAAAAGGACUGAGAAAGACUACUUUGGUUGAAGAAAAGGAAAAAAAAAUAAUUUGGUCGUAUUUUAAUGUCUCCUGUGGAAACACUGGGGAUGAAUUUUGAUGGUAUACUUAUUAAUUCAGGAUGUUUGAAACAGUAUUGAACAGCUCACAAGAAGUUAAGCAAACGUGGAUAUUGAAAAAUUAAAACACUUUCUUUCCAUGUGACUGUUUUGCAUACUUUUUCCCCAUGUCAUAAUUUAACACUACAUUCCUUGUUUUUCUUAAAUAAAAUAAUACUUUGCAGGU